AUGCCGUUUCCGGCUCCAAAAGGACCUGAGAACUGCGUGAUCCUCAGGGAGCUGGUGAGGCUGCAGGCCCUGAAGUCCCGCCUGCUGGGGUUCCGCACGCAUGCCGACUCCGUGCUGGAGAUGAACAUGGACAAGACCAGCCAGGUGGUGGCCACUGUCCUAGGUGAGCUGGCCCAGAAGCUGAAGCCCCUCGGGGAGCAGGAGCCCGUGAUCCUGGAGCUAAAGGAGGCCGAGUGCCAGAGGCGGGGCCUGCACUUUGACGGCACCAUCAACGCCUGGGACCUGCGCUACUACAUGAACCAGGGGGAGGAGACGCGCUACCACGUGAACCAGUACCUGCUCAAUGAGUCUUUCCCCAUGCAGGCGCUCACACGCGGGCUGCUGGGCAUCUCCCAGGAGCUGCUGGGGCUGACCUUCGACCUGGAGGAGGGCACCAGCAUGUGUCACGAAGACGUGAGGCUCUAAACGGUCUGGGACGCGGCCUCGGGCAAGGUCAUCCAUCGGCAAGUUCUACCUGACCUCUAUCCUCGGGUGGGGAAGUCCGGGCACGCGGCCUGCUUCGGCCUGCAGCCGGGCUGCCUACAGCACGAUGGGAGCUGCCAGAUCGCCAUCGUGGCCAUGGUGGCCAACUUCACCAAGCCUACGCCCAACCUGCCCUCCCUGCUGCAGCAUGAUGAGCGGGAGACCAACUUCCACGACGUCGGGCACGCGAUGCACCAGCUCCGCUCCCAGGCGCAGGGCUGCAGGCAGGAGGCGGGGAGGGCCUGGGCAUGCACCCAGAUGAAGGAGUCAGGCGUCUGGGCCCAGAACCCACUGCUCUCUUGGUGGGGCACGGGCAGCACCGUCCCUCAGGAGCUGCUGGACAAGCUUAUCAAGUCCCGGGAGGCCAACCCAGGCCUCUUCAACCUGUGCCAGAUCGUCCUGGCCAAGGUGGUUCAGGCCCUGCACACGCAGAUGCCCGCGGACCCGGCCCAGGAGAAUGCCCACCUCUGCCAGGAGAUCCUGGGGUUCCCAGCCAUGCCAGUGACCCACCUGCCUGCGACCUUCGGCCGCCUGGCAGGAAGCUACAACGCCCAGUCCUAUGGCCAGUCAUCCUGCAAGAAACACUGGAACCAGUUUCUGCCAACCCGCCAAAAAAAAACGACUUCAAAGAUAGCAAGAAGAAAAAUUCAAGAGGUUCAGAGCAGCAUCCAGAAGCUCAGGUGA
Messenger RNA from Lagenorhynchus albirostris (white-beaked dolphin), 1206 nucleotides. RefSeq names its product thimet oligopeptidase-like. The record is from RefSeq and is a predicted model, not a curated record. Gene Ontology annotation, molecular function: metalloendopeptidase activity. Gene Ontology annotation, cellular component: mitochondrial intermembrane space. NCBI's taxonomy places the organism in Eukaryota, Metazoa, Chordata, Mammalia, Artiodactyla, Delphinidae. Gene Ontology annotation, biological process: proteolysis; peptide metabolic process.